Carya illinoinensis is the source of this 979-nucleotide messenger RNA. Its product is annotated as c-Myc-binding protein homolog. Gene Ontology annotation, biological process: regulation of DNA-templated transcription. NCBI's taxonomy places the organism in Eukaryota, Viridiplantae, Streptophyta, Magnoliopsida, Fagales, Juglandaceae. The record is from RefSeq and is a predicted model, not a curated record. Gene Ontology annotation, cellular component: nucleus. Gene Ontology annotation, molecular function: transcription coactivator activity. The coding region runs from base 338 to 688 and encodes 116 amino acids. The transcript has 5 exons.
GUUUUAGGCCUCUACAUUCCUAUUCUGUACCUUUCAAACCAGAUGUAACUCUCAGCCACUAUUUAAUUAUUUUCGUAAGUUAUUAUAUGUUAGUUGGGAAAAGACAAUUCAACAUAUUUCAUAAAUUUUAGUUGGAUUUUUUUUUUCCCCUCAAAUUAGGAGAAAUUGAUAAAAUAUAAAGCAACGAGUCCAGCUUGGAGCAGGUCUGCCAUGCCUGUCAAAACGUCAAGCGUAAACCCGAAACCCAGAUAAAGAAAUUUCAGUUUCACCACCCCCUUCCCCGAAAAGAACCCGUUCAAGAGAUCCAAUCACUGUUUGAUACUCGAAGAAGAAGAUCAUGAUGCGAUACAAGGAGGAAAAAGAGGUGAAGAAAGAAGCAUUCAGGAAAUAUUUGGAGUCAAGUGGGGUUCUUGAUGCUCUAACCAAAGUUCUGGUUUCAUUGUAUGAGCAGAAUGACAAACCUUCCUCUGCCCUUGAAUUCAUCCAACAAAAAUUAGGUGGUCCAUCAGUGUCAGAAUAUGAAAAGCUACAAGCUGAAAUGUCAAAUUUGCAAAUAAGAUACGAUGAGCUUUUAGCAGAACACCAACAAACUUGCAAAGAGUUGGAGGAACUUAAGAUUUCAAAUGCCAUGGAAAUGCCAUUAACAAAGGAGACCAUUGAUGAGAAGGCUCAUAAGGUUGUGCUUUGAAGGAGCGUUGAAAGAACUUGUACAUUGUUAUGGUGAAUUGAAGGAGUGAGAAAGCGUUGAUUCCUAGAGUGCUGUAUCCAUAGCAUUCACCGGGACUUUUAACGUUGUGUUAAUCUUCUUUUCCGUUAUUUGACUGUUUUCUGUUAAAGAAAAGGAGGGGGCAUUUUGCUGAUUUCAGUGGUAAUUAUGUUCAUAUCCACCCUCUCUAGUAUUUAUCUUUGUUGAAAUUCUGCUGUUGGGCAGGAGAAUUUACUCUUAUAGUAAUGCAUUUACUUGGAAUUUAUUUAUUUA